Priapulus caudatus is the source of this 1532-nucleotide messenger RNA. RefSeq names its product glutaredoxin-1-like. NCBI's taxonomy places the organism in Eukaryota, Metazoa, Priapulida, Priapulimorpha, Priapulimorphida, Priapulidae. Bases 162 to 491 code for a protein of 109 amino acids. The transcript is spliced from 2 exons. The record is from RefSeq and is a predicted model, not a curated record.
CCAUCUCGUGGUGGUGAACUUCCUACUCCUUUUGUGCUUGUGACUCGACAAGUUCUUUUUUGUCGAGUCAUUGCCAACUGUGAAACUUGUCUGAACAGGUGUUUUCCUUUGUUGGUCUACUAGAAAUUCAGGCUAUUCACGUUAUACACUAUAAAGACUCGAUGGUGAAUGGAAAAGAGUUUGCUGUCGCGAAAAUUAACGGGAAAAAGGUAGUUGUUUUCUCCAAAACCUUUUGCCCUUUCUGCCGGAUGGCCAAAGCAAUUCUGGAUAAGUACCGGCUAUCACAGGAUGAUUACGAGGUUAUAGAAAUAGAGAAAAGAAACGACGUAGCUGCAAUCCAAGAUUAUAUGCUGGAACUAACCGGCGCACGAACGGUCCCAAGAGUUUUUAUUGGUGGCAAGUGCAUCGGAGGAGGCCAAGAGACGACUGCAUUGGAAGACUCUGGCCAGCUGAGGGAAAUUCUGCAAGCUGCGGGUGCUAUAGCUAACUGAAAAAUGGACAAAUGGAACAUCACAACUUAGUGACCUCCCCCCCCCCAAAAAAAAAAUAUAUAGCAAAAGAGUAUUAAAAUUGACAGGGACAUGGAGAUAGUUUGAGUUUAUCGUUUUAUCAUGCAUUUACAUUGAUAUCAGGGGUUUAUCUAUAUUGAGAGUCUAUAUCAGAGUCUAUAUUUAUAGACUCCUGUUGAUAUAUACCUAAUAAAUAUGUGCUGGUUUUUAAAGGUUGACUCUAUGCACAAUGCACAAUGCUAUUAUGCUUAAAGAUGCACAAUGCUAUUAUGCUUAAAGAUGCACAAUGCUAUUAUGCUUAAAGAUGCACAAUGCUAUUUAUGGUAUUUUUCUCGAUUGAGUUUUAUUCUUGAGCUGCUUAAAUAUGUGAUAUUAUUUUAUCAUGUUAGAUAUCUAGAUAUAUCAUGUUAGAUAUAUUGCUAUGCAUGUUUGCUCUUUUAGUUGGUUUUAUACUAAUGUUUUUUUGAUACUAGCUUUAUUGACAAUAGCUAGUACGUACCUAUGUCGUUUAAUAUGAUAGAGUAGGUGUGGUUUAUGAUAGUACUUAUGCACUGGUUACUGAUGACUGUAAUUAUGUACUUAGUCUGAACUGGGUAAUUUUUUACCUGAAUAUUUAUGGAGACUAAUAAUUACUGUUAAAAAUAUCAGGAGUACAUAAGUAGAGACAGUAGCACAUGUUUUUACUCCUGAUAGAAUGUAUAUCACAUGGGUACUGAGUCGCCCGAAUCUCUCCUCAUAAAAUGUGCCAUAAAAUGUAAGAAAUUGCUUGUUAGUCUGCAUUGGUUAAUUUUUGUUCUCCUGAAAAUGCAUAAAUGGUAUGAUGACUGUGAUACAUGGGAUUAAUAAUAUCACGAGUAUAUGAAUAGAGAAAUGAAACGUGUUUUUAUUCACUGCUGUAUGUAAUCGUAAACAUAACCACUUUCCCAUACUGUGCAACAAAAUCAAAGUCACAUGUUCUACCUAGUACAAUGUCCAUACCACCAACAAGCCUUUAAGAGAAAUAAAUGGUAAAUGUUUGUGGUA